GCAGACACAUGCCUAGUGGUGCUGAGCAGCAGAACACGGGCUCAUCCUCUCACAGCAGGCCCUGUGUGCCUCUCACUUUAGGAUCUGGGCACCCUGCAGAUGUAUGGAGAUAUUCCCAGGGUCUCAGCGCUAGUCCAGGCUGCACUAGAAGGAAGGUCCUUAGAAGAACCACCUGAGUCCCUGUGUAUUGAUGCUAAUAGGAUUUUAACUAGUUCAUCAGUGAUAGGAGAUUGAAGAUGACAAAGGAAGAAGAAUUACCUGACUGGCAGUCGUCACAAGAGUUUUAUGAAAGAUAUGAACCAAAAGAGAUCCUGGGAAGGGGAGUGAGCAGUGUAGUGCGACGAUGCAUAUUCAAGCCAACCAGAGAGGAUUUUGCUGUGAAGAUUAUAGAUAUUACAGGAGAUCACUUGACCGCAGAGCAGAUUGAAGAGCUCAGAGAAUCAACUAUUAAGGAGAUUGAUAUUUUGAGGAAAGUUUCAGAUCACCCUUAUGUCAUACUGCUAAAGGACAGCUAUGAGUCCAACACAUUUUUCUUCCUGGUCUUUGAUCUGAUGAGGCGAGGGGAGCUGUUUGAUUACCUAACAGAACAGGUCACACUGAGUGAGAAGGAAACAAGGAAGAUAAUGCGGGCUCUGCUAGAGGUCGUCUCCUACCUCCACUCCCUAAACAUUGUUCACAGAGACCUAAAACCAGAAAACAUCCUACUGGACGACAAUAUGAAUAUCAAGCUGACUGACUUUGGGUUCUCUUGUCAAAUCCCGGAGGGUAAAAAGCUAAGAGAAAUAUGUGGCACUCCAGGGUAUUUAGCUCCUGAAAUCUUACAGUGUUCCAUGGAUGAGUAUCACCCAGGAUAUGGCAAAGAAGUGGAUAUGUGGAGCUGUGGGGUUAUAAUGUACACACUACUGGCCGGCUCACCUCCAUUUUGGCACAGGAAGCAGAUGCUGAUGUUAAGGAUGAUUAUGAAAGGAGAAUAUGAGUUUGGCUCUCCAGAGUGGGAUGAUCGGUCAGAUACUGUUAAAGAUCUGAUUGCUCGACUUCUGGUAGUGAACCCAGAGAGACGUCUCACAGCAGAUGAGGCCUUAGCCCACCCUUUCUUCCAGCAAUAUGUAGUGGAGGAAGUGCGUCAUUUUAGUCCAUACAGAAAAUUCAAGGUUGUUUGCCUAACUGUGCUGGCGUCUGUUAGGAUCUACCACUACUACCGUAAAGUGAAGCCUGUAACCAAGGAAAUCAUUAUACGGGACCCAUAUGCUAUUAAGCCAGUCAGGAAGCUGAUUGAUGCCUGUGCAUUUAGAAUGUAUGGACACUGGGUAAAGAAGAGUGAACAACAGAACAGAGCAGCCUUAUUUGAGAAUACUGCCAAAGCCAUUCUACUGUCACUGGUUGCAGAAUCCAAUAUUUAAUUAAUAUGGUGAUUAUUUUAUAAGUUCCAGCCAUCCAUAUCAUCUUUCAGCUAUAAUACAGAACUGUGUGUGUAUGUAAAUAUAUUUAUUUAGUGAAAGAUGAUAAAUUGCUUAUGUUAAUCUUUUGUAUAACCUUAAAGGGACAGUAAACCAUAAAAAUAAUGUUAUAUAAUUCUGCACAUAGUGCAGGAUUAUAUAACAUUAUAUUAGCCAAACAUUAUAAAUCAUAAUGUACCCUAUUAAUUUUUUUAAAAAAAACCGCUGUUUUACAGACCCGCUCUCUGUACUCUGCUCUGUCAGACAGCAGGAGCGAGCUGCACUUAGUCUUAUGACGUGGUCAGGCCGGGCUGUGACUAUACAGCUGGCCCGAUGCGCUGAGUAAAUAUAACAGACCCGCUCAGCAGAGUACAGAGAGCGGGUCUGUAAAACAGCGCUUUUUGAAAAAAAUUAAUAGGGUACAUUAUGAUUUAUAAUGUUUGGCUAAUAUAAUGAUAUAUAAUGUUAUAUAAUUCUGCACUAUGUGCAGGAUUAUAUAACAUUAUUUUUAAAGUUUACUGACACUUUAAGAUCUCGUCAUACUGUACAUGAACACAGGGACAAUGAGACAAAUUGAAAUACAUUUUUAUUAAUUAAACAUUUUGCUGCUCAAAGGUUUGAUGUCAGAAAAGCAGUCAUGAAACCCAAAAUGGUAGGUAGCCUACUACUGCCAUCUAGUGUUAUUGCAAAGGUAACAUUUUUAAAACCUUUCAUGCAAAACUGAAGCCAUAUAGGGCUUCUAAUACAUCCAUGCUCCUGAGUCUACCAACCUGCUUUUUAACAAAGAAUACCAAGAGAACUAAGUAAACUUGAUUUAAUAUUUUUUUAUUUAGAUUUUUUUUAAUUUCACACUGAUAAACAGUUAGUUAGCAGCUAAGGAAUAUUAUCAGAAAGCUUUUAUACAUCAAACUAAAUGUACAUAUUGAAUUUACACAUUCAGUAUGAAACUAGGACAUUAGUCAAUUUCUCACACUUAUUAACACAGUAUAUUUACUAUACUUUUAUAUAAUCAAGUGUUUUAUUAAUUGCAUGUUAAUAGUAAGUUAGGAUACAUACUGUAUGUAUUUACAGCUAAACUAUAUAUAUUUACAGCUGUUAUGUAUAUACCUCUAUAUUUUAUCCAAUGCUUUUCAAUAGUGAGGUUCUAAAUAAGAAUGAAGCAAAGCAGAUAUGAGUUGAAGGAUCAAGAUCACUGAUUCCAUCGAAUACAAAAAUGAUUUACUUAAAGGGACAGUAAAGUCAAAAUUAAACUUUCAUGAUUUAGACCCAGCAUGCAAUAUUAAACAACUUUCCAAUUUACUUCUAUUAUCUAAUUUAAUUCUCUUGGUAUCCCUUUUUAAAAACCAUACCUAGGUAGGCUCGGGAGCGGCAAUGCACAACUGGGAGCUAGUUGCUAAUUGGUGACAGCACAUAUAUGUAUUUUGUCAUUGGCUCACCAGAUGUGUUCAGAUAGUUCCCAGUAGUGCAAUGCUGCUCCUUCAACAAAGGAUACUAAGAGAAUGAAGCAAAUUUGAUCAUAGCAGUAAAUUGGAAAGUUCUUUAAAAUUGUAUGCACUAUAUAAAUCAGGAAAGAACUCAAUGUGGGCUUUAAAACCUCUUUUUAAAAACAUGAUGGCAAAACUGGGUUUUAACAUUAUUGAAGUAUGUUAUCUGCUAAUCUGUAUAAAAUAAAUAUUUUUAGGAAUGGGUCAAUGUGAAACUUUGCUAGAUAUUGCCUCAUGCAAAUUUUAACAGCUUUCUAGAAACCUAUUUUUUUUUUUUAAACAAACUCCAUAAUGUAAAAUGUAAAAAAAUAAAAAAAGUUUUUUAUAAAAA
Messenger RNA from Bombina bombina (fire-bellied toad), 3251 nucleotides. RefSeq names its product phosphorylase kinase catalytic subunit gamma 1 (gene PHKG1). Gene Ontology annotation, biological process: glycogen biosynthetic process; protein phosphorylation. Gene Ontology annotation, molecular function: ATP binding; calmodulin binding; phosphorylase kinase activity. The transcript has 10 exons. Lineage: Eukaryota; Metazoa; Chordata; Amphibia; Anura; Bombinatoridae. Bases 237 to 1400 code for a protein of 387 amino acids. The record is from RefSeq and is a predicted model, not a curated record. Gene Ontology annotation, cellular component: phosphorylase kinase complex.